Molecule: messenger RNA, 1431 nt
Organism: Cladophialophora psammophila CBS 110553
Lineage: Eukaryota; Fungi; Ascomycota; Eurotiomycetes; Chaetothyriales; Herpotrichiellaceae
Exons: 2
Coding region: 1-1431 (476 amino acids)
Source: RefSeq, a predicted model, not a curated record
AUGGCAUCGGAAAAAUCUCCUUCUAUUACCCUCCCUCCGCAUGUUUCAUCCGGCCGACAAGUUAGUCCACCACCACAGGGCUUGAGGCAGCGACCUUCGGGAAGGGCAGCUACCUUUGCUGAAGGAAACCCUCAACUCCACCGCCGACGAAGCUCAUUCCUCUCUGAAACUCUUUCUGAGACACGCAGAUCGUUACGGUCAUCUACGGACGAUAUAUUACUGCCACGGGCGAGGGACGACCAUGACUUUCACGAUCUCGACGACAAUUCUCAUUGGCAGUCCCUGCCUCUUGGUCUUGCCCUACUUCCCGCUGUUGGUGGCAUGUUCUUCAAGAACGGUAGCGCUGUUAUCACGGAUGUGACGUUGCUGGGCCUGGCUGCCAUAUUCAUGAACUGGGCCCUCAGAUCGCCUUGGGACUGGUAUCAUGCAGCUCAGACCCCUGUAUUGGCAGAUUCAACCACUCCUCCCGUCUUCACGCCGAUUGACGAAGCGGACGAGGAUCAGGAUCCACUAUCUCUGAACGGAGCCGGCGAAGAUGGCAUCAAAAACUUCAAGCCUAGCUCUAAUAGUGCGCGUGCGAAACUUCUCAACACAGACGGCGCAGCUGCCCAGAAAGAGCUUCGUGUCCAUGAGCUUCUGGCACUGUUUUCCUGUUUUGUAUCCCCUCUCAUCGCUGCCUGGCUUCUGCAUAGCAUCAGAUCCCAGCUCUCUAGGCCAUCUGAGGGCUUGGUCUCGAAUUACAAUCUCAGCAUAUUCAUAUUAGUGGCCGAGAUUCGACCCAUCUCUCAUUUGAUAAAGAUGGUGCAGCGGCGAACCCUAUUCCUACAGCGGCGGGCGAACAUGGAUGUUCUCAAGGAAUCAAGUCGGGUGGACAAUCAGCAAAUUCGCGAUAUCUCGCGCAGGCUAGACGACCUUGAGACGCAUGUUGCGGACCGCAUUGCUGGCACCGGAAAGCAAAAAGAGGAACAAGCUAACGGAGCACUGGUAGCUCAAGCCUCUGCGACAGCCACUUCCGAAGUUAAGAAAACUGUGCAGCCAGAGCUAGACGCCCUGAACAGGGCCAUGCGACGCUACGAAAAGAGAUCAACCAUCUCGUCUGUGCAGAUUGAAGCCAGGCUGCAAGACCUUGAAACACGUUUGCAUGACGUCGUGUCUCUGGCUGCUGCUGCGCAGCGCAAUGCUGAUCGGAUCCCCAACAACUAUAUUCUCAUCUUGGGAAACUGGAUCUGUGGUACGGUUGUCAUUCCUGUACAAUACCUGCUCUAUCUGUCAAGUCUUCCGUCAAAGGCAGUAGCAUCAAUCGUCGCAGUGCCCAAAAGGUACCUGACAAAGAGCUCGAGAGCCCAAACAGCAAAAGAAGGCCGAGCAUCUCGUAAGGGCCUGCCGCCACGUUCUGCUGAACGUGAAAGAAGAGCGAAAGUGUCACCCUGA